ACCAAAAUGGCUACUGAGGCUGUUCAAGCGUUGCUUGAAAGAUGCGACCAUCUACAUUUGGAAUUGUACGAUGGGGCAGAGCAUCAGGAGGGUGGGGAAGCAGAGUUGAUGGUGCCCUACCUAACCGAGAGUCGUAGCAAACAGAAGAUUUUGUGCAGACAGUUGUUUGUGCUGGAUGACAUGAUGCAGCUUCUGGAGAGACUGGAGUCAACUGACCAGCUGUUUAAUGAACCCUGCCCCCCAAACCCCGGCAACGAUGCUCACAGACGCUGGAAGGUCCUGAAGAGUGAAUAUAAAGAGGGAGUCCAGGAGGUGGAGACACUUAUUAGCACCUUACAGGACAGGAUGGACAAACUGCACCACAAACGGGACAGACUGACAAACCUGGUCAUAGCACUAGAGAAGAAGAAAGAUCUCAGCCUGCAGAUGGGGGAGUCCCUCAAGACAGCCCACAAUGCCUUGCAUGUAUGUGAGGGGCAGCUGGCCCAGCUGAGGGCGGAGACAGACGCCACACUGGACCGCUCGGCUGACUGGCAGCACCUGAGAGACGCCCUGCAGGGCUAUGUGGAGGAGACACAAGGGGUGAUGCAGUGUAGGCUGUUGUCAGUGGGGUCCUCGGAGCUGUGUGUGGAACUGAGGCCCCGCUCCUGUGGAUCCUCCUCCUCUGGCCAGCUGGAGCCUCUCAGACUGACUGUCACUUGGAGCCCUGAUGACCACUUCCACCUCCAGAUGUAUCAGGGUACUACAGGGCUGUUAGAGGAGUCCAUGAAGGGUCGCCUUUCUCACCUCAGUGCUGCCCUGCUGGAGGUCAUGCAGUGCUACAUCAGCCAGGGAGAGAUGCUGGCUGAGAUCCAGGCCCUGCACUCCAGGUUUGCUAUAGACUGGCGUCCAGGCCAGAGACUGCUAGUGUUCCUGAAGACUGCCUCUAGGGUGUGCAACCUGGGGGUGGAGGAGGGCUACCCUUCCAGAGGCACAGCUACACUCGUCUCUGUACGCAGGGACGGAGAACUGGUCGACAACGCUGUCCUACAGCCUCCCCAGAAGACCCCCUCUCUGACAGAGUGGCUGGAGUUCCUCUCCUCCAGUCCGUACGUCUGACCAUCCUCUCUCUAGUUGACACAGAGGAAGUGGCUGUUUCUCUCCAUGGUCACCAAAGGGCGCCCUUACCUCUAAUAUGUAUAUAUUAGGAAUGUAACAAUUCAAUAUGCAUUGAUCCUGGUUCAAAUGUUUAAGAUACUAGUGUGCAUGCUUCUGCAGGACCCCAAACCAAUCCAAAUUUAGCGUGCAUCGGUCAGAAAACCGAUUUUCAAACGUUACAAUCGCCAGUUCACUAAUGUUUUCACUCAUUGUUUUAUUCCAAAAAUGCCUCUUAUGUGUUGUGACUGAGUUGAUGCAUCCUCUCCUUCAGUUCAGUAGGCUAUUGAACUUUUAUGCGUGUAACUGCAUGACUGUCAGAUAACAACUGUGAACACAGUGCAGAUAGACACAGCUGCUUGCGCCGACUAGAAGUAGG
Molecule: messenger RNA, 1513 nt
Organism: Salvelinus namaycush (lake trout)
Lineage: Eukaryota; Metazoa; Chordata; Actinopteri; Salmoniformes; Salmonidae
Exons: 9
Coding region: 7-1098 (363 amino acids)
Biological process (GO): mitotic cell cycle checkpoint signaling; establishment of localization in cell; mitotic sister chromatid segregation
Cellular component (GO): dendrite; nuclear body; cytosol
Source: RefSeq, a predicted model, not a curated record